AGUACCCCUUGUACUGAGCUAUCUGGUUGACCAGAUCCGCGAUGCGGGGUAGGGGGUACGCGUCAAGCUGCGUGAACCUAUUGAUGGUCUGGCUAUAGUCCAUGACCAUCCUAUUUUUCUGCCCGGUCCGAACAACAACCACCUGGGCCCUCCAAAGACUUGUGCUUGGCUCAAUGAUCCCCUCCCUGAGCAGCCGUUGCACCUCUGACUUAAUGAAGGCCCUGUCCCCCACGCUGUACCUCCUGCUUUUAGUUGCCACAGGUUUACAGUUGGGGUCAGGUUGGCGAACAGCAGUAGGGGAGGGAUCUUGAGUGUGGAGAGGCUGCAAGUGGCGUCAGUAGCGCGGCUGUUGGUAUGGUGUUGGGUGGGAUGUGCGGGUCGGUGUGUGUGUGUGGUCAGUAGUGGGGUAGAUGACGAAGUCUCACAAAACUGAGGAUUUCUGACAGUGAUUGGUGGGAAGGGCCCGUCAUACUCCAUUGUCACACUUUUCAGGUGGCUCUGGAAGUCGAGCCCCAAUAGCACAGGGGCACACAAUUGAGGCGUGACCAGUAAUGCAAAGUCCUGAUAUUCUGUGCCCUGCACCACCAAUGUCGCUACACAACCCACCCGGAUGUCUGUGGAAUGCGAUCCAGAAGCCAUGGUGACCUUCCGGCUUACAGGCUGUGUCACGAGUCCACAGCAUUGCACUGUGUUCGGGUGAGUAAAACUCUCAGUGCUGCCCGUGUCAAACAGGCAGCUAGUCCUGUGCCCCUCCACCAGGAUGUCCAUCAUUGACUUUGCGAGCUGGUGUGGAGCGCUUUGGUCAAGGGUCACGGAGGCCAGAGUUGAAUCACUGUCUUGGUGCCCAGUAAACACCCAUGGGUUGGAGGCGAGGCGAGGUGGCACUGACAAAGAUGGCUGCCCCAUGCCUCGCACGAGGCGGGCAGGCAAGAUGGCAGCAACCAAGAUGGUGACCCCCAUGCCUCACACGCGGCGCUGCUCGUCUUCGCUCAUGGUUUGGACUUACAGGCCUUGGCGAAGUGGCCCUUCUUUCCACAGCUGGAGCAGAUAGCUUCUCGGGCCAGGCAGCGUUUUCGGGGGCAUGGACUUGUUAGCCGAAGGGUUGUUUCUGACUAGUAAAUUUGUAUAUUCGAUAAUCUCAGUCUCAGAAGACAACCUGUGUUGCCUUUAAGGCAUUUGUUUAGUUUAUUAUAUUUUCGCUUUAGUAAUUCGUUUGUUAUCGUUUUCUAGUUAAAGUUAAGGUUGUUUAAAGUAAGUUCGUUGUCUGUGAUAUAUCACAGCAUGCGAUGACAACACAUCCGGUUUCGCCGCGUCUUGUGGGAAAAUGCCGGUUUGGAGAAAUGGGAAGGAGGGGGCUUAUGUGUGCAGGAUCAGCACGAGAAAAGUUUUCAUUCUACGCACUAGAAACAUCAGUGAAGCAACGCCUUUUCACCAUACAUUAAUGUGGAAGAGUGAACAGUAAACAGUUAAUCUUACUGGGACCGCCUCAUUGAUUGGUUUAUGCUUGGUGUUUAGUUCAGAGUUCUUUUACACCUGUGCGAGAACAUUACAGUGAAAAGGCAGCAUUACCAGGUGUUUCAAGUGCUGCAAUGUCAUCACGAUCCAGCAUCGUUGCCAUCCAGCACCAGGAGCAGUAGGGCAUCAACAAGUAAGGGUGCCCAUGCAAGAGCUAAGGCAGAAGCUGCCAAGGUGUGAGCGUUGUACACCGAACAAGAAGCAAAAUUGAAAAAGGAAGCGGCUGACAGAGAAGCCGAAAACCAGUUGGAAAAGGUAAGGACAGAGUCAGAGUUAGAAGUGCUGACGCUACACCGAGAAGCAGAAGCUGCCAGGGUGGAAACAGAAAUAAUAGAAAGUGCUGAAGAAAUGCAUGUUCUGGUUGAUGUAAAAUCUACUUCAGAAAAGACCAGGUUGGAACGCACAAGCGACUAUGUCCGAUCUCCAAUGGACUUGAAGAUUCGUUCUUCCUCUCCAUACUUAUAUGCUAACAUCCCACCUCAUGAGGAGUCUCAGAGAGGCCCAACUGCAUCACAUUCAUCCGAGGAAGAGAAUUUACCCUUGCAACUCCGCGAUGAAUUCAAGAAUGAAAGGGCUGAUGACAAAUACUUCUUGACACCAAACUUACCAGAUUUGGUGAGAAAAGAGGCAAAGGCUGAAUUCAGAACAGCAAAUUCCAUAACAAAUGUACACCCUCAGUCAUAUACCCGCCGACAUAUUCCCCCAGCCAGCAAGCCCCUUGCAGUUGAACCCAUGGCACAGUAUUUAGCACAACGAGAUCUCGUCACUUCAGCAUUAUAUCAGUUUGACGAUAAGCCUGAAAAUUACCGUGCAUGGUACUCCUCAUUUGCCAACGCUAUCCACGGAGUCCAGCUUGGAGCAACCCAAGAGUUGGAUCUUAUGACAAAAUGGCUGGGAAAAGAAUCAUGCAAACAGGUGAGAUGCAUACGUUCAGUGUACAUCAACAACCCCGAGCUAGCCUUACGCAAAGCAUGGGAGAGACUUCGGGAGGGCUAUGUGGCCCCUGAAAUUAUUGAAUCGGCACUAUUCCAAUGUCUGGAAAAUUUUCCUAAGUUGUCAGCCAAGGACCACACUAAGUUAAGAGAGCUCGGAGAUUUACUUAUGGAGAUUCAAGACGCCAAAGAAGAUGGCUAUUUAACUGGUCUAUCAUACCUAGAUACUUCAUACGGGAUUAGACAAAUCGUGGACAAACUUCCAUUUGGGCUGCAGGAAAGGUGGGUGUUUGUUGGCUCAGAGUACAAGGAAGGGAACAGUGGUCGAUUUCCUCCCUUUGAGUAUUUCACUAGGUUUGUGUGCAAGGAGGCGAAGAAGCGAAACGACCCUAGCUUCAUGAGUCCAGGUAGCAGUACAAUUUACACCAAGCCAGUUAACUCCACUUCAAAUAAUUUCAACAUUAAUAAACCUGUCUCAGUGCUUAAGACUGAAGCCUUUACAACUAACAAUGACCCUAGCAAGAAUUGUCCAUUGCAUAACAAACCCCACCCCCUCAAAAAUGCAGAAUGUUUAGGAAAAAACCCCUUGAAGAGAGAAUGGCCCUUCUCAAGGAGAAAAAAAUAUGUUUUAAAUGCUGUUCCUUGCUAGAGAGUGUACGAUCUCCGUGAAGUGCCCGGAAUGUAAUAGCAUUAAUCAUGAUGGACCAUGCAUCCCGGCCCAUUACCGCAAACUGACAAAGCUCCUUCACCCUCACAACAGGACAGUGGGGAGGGAGAGGCUCACUCCAGGACAACUGUUGUGAGCUUGAGCUGCACAAAAGUUUGCGGUCAAGCUUAGUAAAGCCGUUCUUGUUCAAAGAUCUGCCUCACUAAGGUGUACCCUAAGGGAGCCAAAGACAAGGCCAUCAAAGCCUAUGUAAUUCUGGACGAUCAGAGCAAUCACUCACUAGUCAGACCAGAGUCCUUUGACUUGUUCAACAUUGAGAGUAAUCAGUUCCCAUACUACCUUAGAACUUGCUCAGGCAACGCGGAAACUCAUGGAAGGAAGGCAGGUGGCUUCCAGCUCGAGCCCCUGGAUGGUAAAGUCGUCAUCUGUCUCCCUCCACUCUUAGAGUGCAAUGAAAUUUUGAAUAACCGCACUGAGAUCCCAACACCAAGUGCAGUGCUACACCAGCCACAUCUCCACCACAUUGCCAAGCACAUCCCAGAACUGGAUCCAACAGCAGAAAUACUCCUGCUAUUAGGAAGAGAUGUUCUCCAGGUGCACAAGGUUAGGCAGCAGGUCAAUGGAUCACACGAUGCCCCCUUUGCCCAACACCUGGAUCUGGGCUGGGUGGUGAUAGGAGAGGUAUGCCUUGGCAAUGUACACAAACAGACAGUUAACAUACUCAAGACCAAUGUGCUAGAGAGUGGCCGCCAUUCAAUUUUUCAACCCUGCACAAGUUUCAUGUGUAUCAAGGAAGCACGACAAGGCUUUGACAAAUGUAAAGUAACCGACAAGACGCUGGGUCAGUCAGUCUUCGCUCAAACUGAGCAUGAUAAUAAACUUGCUCCAUCAGCUCAAGACGCCAUUUUCUUAAAAAUAAUGGACACCAAGGUCUUCAGAGAUGAAGCAAAUAAUUGGGUCACCCCACUACCUUUCAGAGAACCACGCCAGCGCUUGCCAAACAACAAAGAGCAGGCAGUCAAGCAGUUCAUGUCUUUGCAAAAAACCCUGAAAAGGAAACCUGAGAUGCAGCAACAAUACGUAGCAUUUAUGGAGAAGAUCUUCGCUAAUGGACAUGCUGAAGUAGCACCGCCACUGAGGGAAGGCGAGGAGUGCUGGUACCUCCCAACGUUUGGGGUUUACCACCCACAAAAGCCCAAUCAGAUCAGGGUGGUCUUUGACUCCAGUGCUCAGUGCACUGGUAUCUCCCUUAAUGACGUGCUCCUUACAGGCCCCGACCUUAACAAUACCCUUCUCGGGGUCCUGCCGUGCUUCCAGAAGGAGAAGGUCGUGAUCUUAGCGGACAUCCAGCAGGUGUUCCAUUGCUUCUUAGUACAGGAGGACCAUCGCAAUAUCCUUCGUUUCUUAUGGCACAAAUGUAACUUACCUCGCACUGCGGACGAAUUGGCCCAGGCAAAGGACAUCAUCUUUAAAGCAACUCAAACAGCAGCUUUUGCAGCGGAGUUUUCAGCUCUCCAAGCUAAUAAACCAAUACCAAAGGACAGCCCUUUGAGGAAAUUCAACCCGAUCCUGAAGAACGAUAUCAUCUGCAUUGGAGGCCAGUUAAUACACUCCCAACUUCCAGCUGCAGAAAAGAGUCCAGUAAUCCUGCCCAAAGACAGCCACGUGUCCUUACUGCUCACUCACCAUCACCAUGAACAGGUAAGGCAUCAGGGCUGUCACCUGACAGAGGGAGCAAUAAGGGCAGUGGGACUGUGGAUCUUGGGAGGUAAAACACUGAUCAAUUCAGUACUUCACAAAUGUGUAACCUGCAGGAAACUGCAAGGGAAGAUGGAAGCUCAACCUAUGGCGGACCUCCCACCAGAACACCUCAAUGCUUGCCCUCCUUUUACAUAUGUGGGGCUCGAUGUAUUUGGUCCCUGGACUAUCACUACGAGACGCACCAGAGGAGGACAAGCAGAGAGCAAGCGGUGGGCCAUCAUGUUUAGCUGCAUGAGUUCAAGAGCAGUACACAAUGAGGUCAUCGAAUCUUUGGAUACAUCCAGCUGCAUUAAUGCUCUCAGGCACUUCUUUGCGCUAAGAGGCCCUGCAAAACAGUUAAGGUCUGAUUGCGGCGCGAACUUUGUUGGAGAAUCAAAGGAGCUGGGGAUGGACAAAACAGUGCAAAAGUACCUCAGUCAGCAGGGAUGCAGCUGGGAAUUUAACACACCACACGCUUCUCACAUGGGAGGCACAUGGGAGCGGAUGAUUGGUAUCGCCAAAAGAAUUCUUGAUUCAAUAUUUCUGCAGCAACACACCCGAUUGACCGACGAGGUACUGUGCACACUAAUGGCAGAGGUCACAGCCAUUAUAAACGCACAAUCACUCCUACCUGUGUCUUCUGACCCGGAAAACCCCUUCAUACUCUCGCCAUCAAUGCUCCUUACGCAGAAGGCAGGAGCUCCCCCUUCACCUGGGGACUUCUCUGAUAAGGAUUUGUACACAAGGCAAUGGAGACAGGUCCAGGCUCUGGCAAAUCAGUUCUGGUCUCGUUGGAGACAUGAAUAUCUACCUUUGUUGCAACACAGACAAAAGUGGACAGAACCCUGCAGGAAUCUUCAAGUUGGAGAUUUAGUCCUGCUCAGGGACAAGCAAAUCACCUGCAACUGCUGGCCAAUGGCCAGAAACACUGCCACAUUCCCUAAUAGGGAUGGACAUGUCAGGAAGGUUGAGUUGAAAACUUCUGACCAAGUUGAUGUGAAAAUUUACCAAAGGCCAGUUACAGAAGUCAUUCUACUUCUCCCUAAGGACUGAUUUAGAGACUGAAGUUUUGUAUUAUGUUCAUUGUGACCUUACGAAGAUCAAGCGGGGAGUGUGUUGCCUUUAAGGCAUUUGUUUAGUUUAUUAUAUUUUCGCUUUAGUAAUUCGUUUGUUAUCAUUUUCAAGUUAAAGUUAAGAUUGUUUAAAGUAAAUUCGUUGUCUGUGAUAUAUCGCGGCAUGCGAUGACAACACAUCUGGUUUCGCCGCGUCUUGUGGGAAAAUACCGGUUUGGAGAAAUGGGAAGGAGGGGGCUUGUGUGUGUGCAGGAUCAGCGCGAGAAAAGUUUUCUUUCUACACACUAGAAACAUCAGUGAAGCAACGCCGUAAGUUCAUGAGAUAAUCGAUAUGUUGAAUUAAAAAUGUUAACACUGAUUCUGUUAAAAGUAAUGACGGUUGAUAAAGUUUAUGUUUUUUAUUAUUUAAAGAGUUGCGGAUAGUUUAUGUUGAAGUGUAUUUAAAGCCAGUCGAUGGCAUAGGUAGAUUCUGACUGUAUGUUGCACUUUAAUGUAAUAUAGUUGUUGUAGUUUAAUUUUGGGAAGUAUUUUUGAUGUCAAUGUGAUAUCAAGAAGGAAACAAAUAUGGCCUGGGAGCAGGAUUUAAAUAUCUCCUUAUCUGAGGAGAGCUGGGAUUCAGUUCUCAAAUCGGUUAACUCAACCUCUCUUUGUGCUCGCCACUGCCUUUUACAGUUUAAGAUUGUUCAUAGAGCCCAUUUGUCUAAAUCUAAACUAUCUCGAUUCUACCCUAGCGUUAGUCCGCUCUGUGAUAAAUGCAAGAGGGGCGUGGCCUCUCUCAUCCAUAUGUACUGGUUCUGUCCUAGCUUGGAGAAAUUCUGGAAAGAUGUCUUCACUACGUUAUCGUGUAUUCUGAAUCAGCACCUAGAACCAAACCCCUUAAUUGCUCUGUUCGGUUUUUGGGGCGAGACAGAUUUAUGUCUGGGUCCGACCAAAUGCCGAAUAUUAUCCUUUGCCUCUCUCCUGGCUAGACGCUUGAUCCUCCUUAGAUGGAGAGAUGUUGCCCCGCCCACUCAUGCUCAAUGGCUUAACAACAUCAUGGCCUGUUUGGACCUCGAAAAAAUUCAUUAUUCAGUUCUCAAUUCGGAUCUAAAGUUCCAUAAGGUCUGGGGACCUUUUAUCGAGUACUUUCAUAACCUUCCUCUUGACUAGGGUUUUUUUUUCUUUUCGGUCCCUUGCUUUCAGCUCCUUUUUUUUUUCUGGUAGAAGGCAUUAUUAUCUUCUGUUGCUGAGUGUAUUCACAGUCUGGGAGCUUGGCUGUCCUGACUUAUACUCUCUAUAUUGUGUUGUGGUUGGUCUGGAGUUGCUGUUGUUUUUUCUUGUGUUGUGGGGCUUGGGGAGGACACUAAGCUUACUUGUCUUUAAUUCAGGUGCUUUUUUUUUGCUAAAUUCUCUUCCUUUGUAGCAUAUUGUUAUUGUAUGCUUAAUUUUGCACUGUUUUAAUGUUCCUCAUUGGGAUUUGGGGUUUUUAAUUUGU
Molecule: messenger RNA, 7401 nt
Organism: Hypanus sabinus (Atlantic stingray)
Lineage: Eukaryota; Metazoa; Chordata; Chondrichthyes; Myliobatiformes; Dasyatidae
Exons: 2
Coding region: 3895-5907 (670 amino acids)
Biological process (GO): DNA integration
Molecular function (GO): nucleic acid binding
Source: RefSeq, a predicted model, not a curated record